Cajanus cajan (pigeon pea) is the source of this 1510-nucleotide messenger RNA. It is a transcript of the gene SYP31, whose product is annotated as syntaxin of plants 31. The record is from RefSeq and is a predicted model, not a curated record. Gene Ontology annotation, molecular function: SNARE binding; SNAP receptor activity. Gene Ontology annotation, cellular component: endomembrane system; Golgi membrane; SNARE complex. Gene Ontology annotation, biological process: intracellular protein transport; endoplasmic reticulum to Golgi vesicle-mediated transport; vesicle fusion. Lineage: Eukaryota; Viridiplantae; Streptophyta; Magnoliopsida; Fabales; Fabaceae.
GUCCUUCAUGAGAUCUUGGAAUUGGAACGACGGACCUGUCUGUCUCCGAUGGCUUCCUCUUACCGUGACCGCACGUCGGAGUUCCGGUUACUGUCGGAGACUCUGAAGAAGAUCGGAGGAGGCGCGGCGCCUCCGCCUCAAUCCGAGAAUGCUCCUUCGACCUCUCACGAGUCCUAUUCGAGAUCCGAAUUCAACCGAAAGGCCUCGCGAAUCGGGUUGGGGAUCCACGAGACGUCGCAGAAGAUCGCGAGGCUCGCGCAGCUGGCGAGGAAAUCGUCCAUGUUCAACGAUCCGGCCGUGGAGAUUCAGGAACUGACGGCGUUGAUUAAGAACGAAAUCACGGCGAUGAACUCCGCUCUCUCCGAUUUGCAAACCAUUCAGAACAUGGACAUGGCCGACGGCGGUUACUCGCAGGACAGGAUUGUGCAUUCCACCGCGGUUUGCGAUGACUUGAAGAGCAAACUCAUGGGAGCCACGAAGCACCUUCAAGAUGUGUUAACUGCUAGGACUGAGAAUAUCAAGGCUCAUGAGAACAGGAAGCAGAUAUUUUCCAAGAAUGUAUUAAGAGAGAACCCUUUCCAGCAUCAGCCAAAGCCAGCCACUGAGCCGCCACCUUGGUCAAAUUCAUCAAAUGCAUCUGAGAAUUUGCAACAAGAAUCAGUAUUACCAUCAAAUGGAGCUCCUGUUGGCAAUCAACUAAGACGGAGGUUGGCUGUGGACAACACUCCAUCUCAACAAAUGGAAAUGUCUAUGAUACAGCAGGUUGUUCCUCGGCAUGAGAACUAUGCUCAAAGUCGGGCAACUGCUCUGCACAAUGUGGAAUCUACUAUCACAGAACUUAGUGGGAUUUUUUCGCAUUUGGCUACAAUGGUUGCCCAUCAAGGGGAGCUUGCUAUCAGGAUUGAUGACAAUAUGGAUGAGUCAUUGGCAAAUGUUGAAGGAGCUCACAGUUCUUUAUUGAGGCAUCUCAACCAAAUUUCAUCAAAUAGGUGGCUUCUAAUAAAGAUAUUUGCCAUUCUGAUACUUUUCCUCAUGAUCUUCAUAUUCUUUGUCGCCUAAUAUACUUAUGCUAAUCAUGGACUUCAUGGCUUACUUGGAUUUGUCUUCGUUCUUCUGUGGAGGCAAAAAUACAAGAGCAGCUAAAUGUGGCAAUGUAUCUAUUUGAAUGUAGAUAGAGCUUCGUUAUCUGUAAACUUUUUACUUUCCCAUAUUCUUUUGUUUGGCGAUCAUUAUAGAUCUUAUUAAAAUUUUCGUUGGCAUGUAAGUCCCAAAUUAAGCAAAUUAAGAAAUAUACGAGUACUUGGUAAUUGAUAUAGAUUCACAAUAUUUUUGUCGAAGGUGGGGGAGUUUCUAAGAUGCAAAAUAGAGUGAAAAAGAAAAUAUCACGUUUCUAGACACUGUAGUGGAUAGGUUACCAAAUUGAUGGUACCAUCCGAUAAGUCCUUUGUUCAGCUACGAGAUAAUGUAAGCUUUUUGAUAUUGUAAUAGUAAAAUUGAUUUUGUUUUUAAA